GAACAAGAGAAACGAAACAAGGCGGGUCUAAUUUGCAAAUACAAUAUCCGUCGUUUAAGGCGAAAAGGAAAAAAAGUUGCCAGUGAGGAACGCGAAGACGCAAAAUAGGGCAUAGGCGACAGUGCGUUUGGCUACCCUCAGCAAUCGACCUCAUCUUCUCUCUCUCUAACCAUCGUAUCUGCAACUUCAACUAACUUUUAUGAAGCCGAAGGCGUCAGUGAAUCGACCCCCCACACCAGAUGUGGCCGAAAAUGCCCCUGAAAGGGAACCCACGCUUCAAGAGCUCAUCAACAUCAAGUUGAUCGAGACCGGAGAGAAGGAGCGUCUCAUGGAGCUGUUGAGGGAAAGGCUUGUUGAUUGCGGUUGGAAGGAUGAAAUGAAAACUCUCUGCAGAGCCGUUGUGAAGAAGAAAGGGAGGAAUAAUGUUACUGUUGAUGAACUUAUACAUGUAAUCACUCCAAAGGGACGAGCCUCGAUUCCUGAUUCCGUAAAGGCCGAGUUGUUGCAGAGGAUUCAAACGUUUCUUGUGUCUGCUGCACUUUAAGAUAUCUGCAUGGCUUGGUCAGUGUUAACCUCACCGUAUGUUGUAAAGAUUCUGAGUGGAACUAGUAAGAACUGCACACAUUUGUACUGGGUUUUGUUUGGGAGGGAUAUGACUAUGUCUUGUAAAACCAUAAUUAUUUCACUCCUUUCAAUAUAAAUUUGAGAAAUAUUUUUUUAUGCAAAGUUGUUAAUAUGUAACAGCCUCA
This is a messenger RNA of Glycine soja, 749 nucleotides long. Its product is annotated as transcription and mRNA export factor ENY2. Gene Ontology annotation, cellular component: SAGA complex; nuclear pore; DUBm complex. Gene Ontology annotation, biological process: positive regulation of DNA-templated transcription; regulation of transcription by RNA polymerase II; poly(A)+ mRNA export from nucleus. Lineage: Eukaryota; Viridiplantae; Streptophyta; Magnoliopsida; Fabales; Fabaceae. The record is from RefSeq and is a predicted model, not a curated record. The coding region runs from base 200 to 544 and encodes 114 amino acids. Gene Ontology annotation, molecular function: chromatin binding; transcription coactivator activity. The transcript has 5 exons.